AUGCACACGUCGUCGUUUCAGGCCACCACCACGCCCGCGUCACCGCCCACUUUCUCUCUCCUCCCCCGUUCCGUUCCCUUUCCGAUACUCUCUCUCCCUCUUCAACUCAAUCCCGUUCCCCAUCGUCUUCGCCUUCAACUCCCUCAUCCGCUGCCACGCCAAAGCGAACUCUUCACCCUCUCUUUCUCUUUCUCUCUACUCCUCAAUGCGUCGCCGUUUUCUAAACCCCAGCCAGCACACCUUCACUUCCUGGGUGUUCACAUUCACGCGCACGUGGUUAAGUUCGGUUAUGCAUGCCACGUGUUUGUUCGGAACGCUCUGAUUCAAUUUUAUUGUGAUUGUUCCCGUGUUGGUUCUGCCAAAAGGGUGUUUGAAGAAGACACCCUUUGCAGCGACGUGGUGACAUGGAACUCCAUGUUGGCGGGUUACGUGAGAAACGGAGAAGUUCGUUUUGCGGAGAAGAUGUUUGAUGAAAUGCCUGAGAGGGAUGUUGUGUCGUGGAGCACCAUGAUAACGGGGUACGUUCUGAACGGUCUCUUGGAGGAUGGGUUGGAGUGUUUUAGAGACAUGAGGGAGACAAAGGUGAGGCCUAAUGAGGCUAUAUUGACUUUGCUUUCGGUUUCGGCGCAGUUGGGUUUGCUUGGGUAUGGGAGGUUUGUUCAUUCCACCAUUGAGGGGUUGAGGUUUCCAAUGACUGUUCCUAUGGGGACUGCUUUGGUUGACAUGUAUUUAAAGUGUGGUUGCGUUGAAAAAGCUAGGAUCUUGUUUGAUGGGAUGGCAAAGAAGGAUGUGUGGAUAUGGAAUGUCAUGAUUUGUGGGCUGGCUUCACAUGAUCAUGCCAAGGAGGCACUCGCGCUGUUUCAGAGGUUCGUUGGUGAAGGUUUUCAGCCCGUGAAUGUGACGUUUGUGGGUGUGCUUAAUGCUUGUAGUAGGGCUGGUUUGGUUGGUGAUCCGAGGCAUUACUUUAAGUUAAUGGUGGAUGGUUAUGGCAUUCAGCCAGAGAUGGAGCAUUAUGGGUGCAUGGUUGAUCUCCUGGCUCGGGCUGGUUUACAGAUCAUGUGA
Molecule: messenger RNA, 1062 nt
Organism: Glycine soja
Lineage: Eukaryota; Viridiplantae; Streptophyta; Magnoliopsida; Fabales; Fabaceae
Product: pentatricopeptide repeat-containing protein At3g62890-like
Exons: 1
Coding region: 1-1062 (353 amino acids)
Biological process (GO): RNA modification
Molecular function (GO): RNA binding; protein binding
Source: RefSeq, a predicted model, not a curated record